UUUUAACUUUAAAAAAACGAAUUCUAACUUUUGGAAAGGGGGAGUAAUUAAAUUCACUAGUUCACUCCAUCUAUGAGGGGGGAAAUAAGAAAGAAAGUUGGUUCUGGUCUCUUCAAAUCAAUCAUGUCUAUUAAAGCUUCAGAAUCAGUGUAAAAGUAGAAACACAAUCAUUGUAGCACUGCAAGAAAUUUCCAUCUACUUCCCUGGCUGGUGGUUUUUGCCUUUAUGUAUAGAUAUUGGUUCGUGACUCGGUAUAUACAUAAUGCAUAUAUAGAGAUGGAAGUGCUCCACUAAGGUAGUGCAACUGGUUUUUCGACAUGAAAGUAAUGUUAAAAAGGUUGUACGAAAGUGGAGUGGUACAGCCAUUUUUUCAGGGAAGAAAAAGGAAUUUUUUGGGGCAGGUUAGGUAUUCCUCCAUUUCAGGGCUGUUAUUAAGUUAAGAGCCUUUUGACUUUCUUCAGCAUCUUAAGCUUAAACAAAUCGUUCAUGGCAUCAGAAAAGUAUCUGAAGCUUUGAUGUAUAAAUACAGAAGAAUAUGAUGUGAUCACAACUUCAUAGAAGCAGAGGGAAAAAAAUAUCUUCAAAGAAUGCAAAUUGAUAAUGGCAAGGGUCGCGGGCCGAAUAUUGGUGUUCUUUUCGAUUUUAAUCAUUGCUUUGUCUUCCUCCCUUGAGUCUUGGAAAGCUCAUGGUCAUCCAACAUCAGGGAGAAAACCUUCUUUGUUGUAUGCAAGUAGUGAACUUGAAGCAGGAGAUGAUUUCAGCCAGAGUAAAGAUGAUGCAAAUGAAGAGAUGAAGUUCAUAAGUCGUAGGAUUGGGUUCCAAUACAACGACUACCCUGGAACUGGAGCAAAUAAUCAUCAUAUGCCAAAACAACCACCCGGGGGAGAUUACUGAUAAAUAAGCAUCAUGUUUUUUUUAGCUUUCAUCCUUAAUGUUUUGGUUUCAAACCCCUGUAGGAAAGUGAUGAAUUUGUAACAUCUAGUUUAAGGAUUCAAACAUGGUUGUAUACUAUACAAUUUGACCAUCGUGUUCAUUCUGGCAAAGCCAAAGUUUCCAAACAAGUGCAGAAGAAGAUUGAGUCAAUCAAUUACAUGUUCAAACGCACGACGCGCUUUAAAAAUAUGUUAUUUUUAGUACAACAGACAUGAUUGAUAGACGGG
Oldenlandia corymbosa var. corymbosa is the source of this 1160-nucleotide messenger RNA. The record is from the annotation of a GenBank genome assembly. Lineage: Eukaryota; Viridiplantae; Streptophyta; Magnoliopsida; Gentianales; Rubiaceae.